This is a messenger RNA of Vitrella brassicaformis, 1424 nucleotides long. NCBI's taxonomy places the organism in Eukaryota, Vitrellaceae. The record is from the annotation of a GenBank genome assembly.
CCGAACUGAUCUUUCCCCUACACAGCCGCCUCAAUCAAAGCCGCAGGUAGCUACCGUGUCGUUGUCCGCCCUCUCUGGCCCGCUCGAAUCAACCGCCAUCCGCAAACACGACUAAUCUGACCACGCGCACACACACGUACACAUCGAGAGGCAGCCGCAUCCACACAGUCAGACCCGCCCGUAUCGUACCUGACUUCAUGCCAGCCAGUAUGUCUGAUCUCCUUCACUGUCACUGGGAAGCGUCCGAUGCUCGAGCCGUCAGGAAAGGCGGCACGGAUGGAGGGCAGGACAGCUCGACAGUACGCGAACAAACCAAAAAAGGAGAUGUCCACAGUCUGCAGCCCGGGGAAGAGGCUGAAGAGGGCCGACAGGAGGGUGGAUGUGAAAACGGCACGGAUGCGACUGCCAGCAUCCUCCACAGACACUGAACACACAAGUAGACGAGACAGCAAUGGACAAGAGAUAUGGAUCGCACGAUUGUCUUUGCAAACUCACUCUCAUCUAAAUCGAACUUGAAACACAGGUUGUCUAUCAUCGGCAGAUUGGUCAGGCCGGCAGCAGCUACCACGAUCUCCUCCGUCCCCAGCUCCCCUGGGUCAAUCGACACCUGUCGCACAACCCUCCCGCCCCCCAGCCCACCCAGCACGCCCAGCGCAUCAACGGCAGGCGGGCCCAAUGUUUCGACCUUGGCAACAUGAUUGGCCAGUUUGUCAGCCAGGAGACGACCGGCACUCACACCCAACCUGUCGUGGAUGAGCAGGGUAGUUGCCCUUGGGAGUGGCUGGAGGUGCUCGAUGAUGGUGGGCUGAGGCGAGGGGGUGUGGGAUGGGGGCGGCUGCUGGAAACUGGCCUGCACGAACACCGCCGCAGCGCGAUCGAAUGAGAGGCUGGAGGCGACGUCGACGGCCGCAUCGCUGGGGCUGUCGACGGGGUGGGUGAGGUCAUGCUGAGUGAUGGUGUAGAACACGCGUGAGGUCUGGCGCGCGAGGUGCUGCAUGAUGGUCUUGAAGAGGGGGGAGGGAUUGGGGGGGAAAUCGUCGCUGUUGAAGAUGGACAACUCGAAACUACCCACAAUCGAGUUCUCGAAUAUGACUGGUGCGUCGGGUCGGCAGCAUGCCCUGUGCAGCGACUCCACCGACUGCAUGAGGGGAAGGACACUGCUGUAGACAGAGUAGAAGCCCAUCCGCAGGGUGAGCUGGGUGAGCGACUGGCGGCAUCCACGCGACCACAGCGCUGCCUGAAAGGCACACAUGAUCGAGACCAUGAGACAGCAACAUAUACGUCAUCCUUCAUAUGUAUCGGUAGCUAACCCGCAGUCGGUCCACCGCUGCACGAGGGUGGGCAAAAUCGCCGCCUAGAAGGACCGUGCCUAUGCAUUCCAGACGUGCCAGGGGCCCCGGCUGCCCGGCCACUGCCACCGGCAU